AUGCCUGACCCCCACAGACCUGCAAACGUCAACUACGAGAGCGUUUUUGACGACGAAGAAAAAGAGACGACCAAAGAUGAGUCACAUCCACCCACACCCACAAAGACCACCCCCUCUCGCAGAACGUCGCUGGGCCACCAGUCGCUAGUGGGCUCUUAUGAGGAGUCGCUACUGUCAGGCAGGAUGUCUGCUUCGACAUCAAAAACAGUCCCUUUCCAUGCAGGUAUUGGAGUUCUUGGUAAAGGGGGCUGCAACAAGCUGCUGCGAUGUCCCAAGCAGAUCAAUAUGUCCUUCAACGCUGGCUUUGUGGUCUGGGAAGACAUUGCAAACACCAGCUCGCUCGUCUCAGCCACAGGAAGCCCCUACGUGGGCAUAAUUUCUCUAACAGAGUACUACCAGGCCCGGUUUGCCAGGAGAGAGAAACGAAAAACGACACAAGGAGAGCCCAGUGAAAGGACCAGAGUCAAAACGUUUCCAGGAUACCGGAUACCUCCCGUGGGCCAGCUCCAAGUGGUGGUAUCCAACCUGCAAAAGACAGCAGUCAAGCUCUUUCUGAUACCCUACAACGUUGCUGAAAUGCCCAGCGGCACCCGAACAUUUAUUCGGCAAAAGGUCUAUUCUGCAUCGAGCACCCCUGGCUCCAAAGGCACCCUAGUCCAUGCUGCACACAUUCCUAUCGUUCGUCUGGACAAUGACAAGCUGUAUCUUUGCGGGGACAUUCGUCUGGUGUUCCAGAACCGAGUGUUGAACGGUGGUGCAAUGAACGACACGACCUUAACUUCUCAGGAGCCUUCCAAGGACAAUAACGAUUUCACCAAGCACUACCUAGGCCUCGGGAGAUCAAAGGACAACAUGGUGAUUGAGGAGAUGAUGGGCGGAUGGUCCAAGGUGUCUGAGACACCAGCAUGUUCACAAUGA
Molecule: messenger RNA, 918 nt
Organism: Yarrowia lipolytica CLIB122
Lineage: Eukaryota; Fungi; Ascomycota; Dipodascomycetes; Dipodascales
Source: RefSeq, a predicted model, not a curated record